AUGGACAUUGUUGCAACGACACAAAAGGAGCUGUAUGGAUGGUACGCGUAUGCAUGGGCCGCCGAGCCGUUCAUGGUUGUGGCUGUAGCAACUUACAUCCCCCAAUUGUUGCAAUCAUACGCUCGUCAGAAUGCGGUUUUAGCAGACGAUCACUCUCAGCCCUGCGAUUCGCCUCCAGUGCCAUUUCCAGGCGACCCCGGAGUUCCUACCGACCCUGGUAUCCCCCCAAACAACAGUCUGUCCUCAUCUGUGCCCUGGUUUCUGCGCGCAAAUGAGAUUCAGCUGUUGGAGUCCCCCGACACCGUGCAUACCAUGAAAGACCAUAAGGCGAAACCCACACAGCCCACGUGCGUCAUCAAAUUUUUUGGCAUCUACAUUGACACUGCAUCUUUUCCUCUCUACACAUUCUCGCUUUCAGUGCUGCUGCAGGUCGUCGUGGUCAUCUCCAUGUCUGGAGCAGCCGACCGCGGCCGUUUCCGAAAACAAUUGCUCUUGUUUUUCGGCAUUGCCGGAGCUCUAACCACCGGCCUGUUUGUUUUUAUCACCCCCAAGCGGUACUACCUUGGUUCGUUCCUCGCUAUCGUCUCUAAUGCUGCUUUUGGUGCCGCUACAGUGUGCGGAAACGCAUAUUUGCCAGUCCUGGCAGCAGGUAUGAAGGACGGAACCACGUCAGAGGAGCCCAGCGAGCCCAGCACUCCUUCCGAUACGUCGAAACCCGCCUCCAGAAGCGAGAACACACCGCUGCUAUCCGCCUCAGGUGUUGACUACGAGACUGGAGAAUCAUCCAACACAGCCGAAAUCGUCAAAAUCGACCACAGAGCAAACGUGUCGGCCAGAAUCUCGGGAACAGGUGUAGCCCUGGGCUACCUUGCCGGAUUCAUUGUCCAAAUCAUCUCCAUAUAUCUGGUCAUCACUACAGGUUCUACCACCUGGUCUCUGCGUCUGGCUCUGCUGAUUGUUGGUGUAUGGUGGCUCAUUUUCCAGAUUCCUGUGCUAAUGUGGUUAAAACCACGUCCUGGUCCUCCUCUUCCUAUCAAGACAGACCCCCAGAACCACCCCUGGACUGCUACUCUGGAUCGUGUCACUAACGGAGGAUGGUCGUAUGUUACCUAUGGAUGGAAGACCCUCCUGGUGACCUUCAAAGAGGCUCGUCAGAUGAAGGAUGUGGCUCUUUUCUUGGUGGGUUGGUUCCUAGUGUCCGAUGGAAUCACUACCAUCAACUCCACAGCCGUUCUGUUUGCCCAGGGUGAGCUGCGGAUGUCUCCUGCUAAUCUGGCGGUCAUGGGCAUGCUCGUUGUGAUCAGUGGCAUUUCUGGAGCCAAACUGACACCUCUGAUUGGAGGAACAAGGGCGUCUCCUAUCAAAUCCAUCGUUGUAGUGGUUUCUCUGGCUGCUGCAGUUCCCGCUUACGGUAUUCUAGGUUUCUUCUUCACCAACAUUGGUCUGAAAAACCCGUGGGAGCUUUACGUGCUUGCUGUUUGGUAUGGCUUUGCUCUCGGAGGUCUCAACACUGUCUGUCGAUCGACGUUCAGUAUGCUGAUUCCACGCGGAAAGGAGGCUGUCUUCUUUUCGCUCUUUUCCGUCACCGACAAGGGCUCCUCUGUGCUCGGGCCCCUACUUGUUGGUCUGAUUGUUGACAAGACUCAUAACCUGCGCCACGCCUUCUACCUUCUGUUGGUACUGCUGAUCACUCCCAUUGGACUGUUCCUGAUGAUUGAUAUGGAGCGGGGUAGAAAGGAGGCCGAGUACUUGGAGACGGUGGAGGAGUAG
Molecule: messenger RNA, 1770 nt
Organism: Yarrowia lipolytica CLIB122
Lineage: Eukaryota; Fungi; Ascomycota; Dipodascomycetes; Dipodascales
Biological process (GO): amino acid transmembrane export from vacuole
Source: RefSeq, a predicted model, not a curated record